This is a messenger RNA of Osmia lignaria (orchard mason bee), 1875 nucleotides long. RefSeq names its product peptidyl-prolyl cis-trans isomerase NIMA-interacting 1. Lineage: Eukaryota; Metazoa; Arthropoda; Insecta; Hymenoptera; Megachilidae. The record is from RefSeq and is a predicted model, not a curated record. Gene Ontology annotation, cellular component: cytosol; nucleus. Gene Ontology annotation, molecular function: protein binding; peptidyl-prolyl cis-trans isomerase activity.
AUCAUGACCCCUUAAAAAUGAAGGCAUGUCCAGUCUUUCGCAUCUGUAGUCACUGCAUGAGACAAGAGUAGAAAAAUAUUGGAUAACAAUGGCGGACGAAGAAUUACCAUCGGGUUGGGAAAAACGUUUAAGUAGAUCUACCGGACAGCAUUAUUAUUUAAAUAUUUAUACUAAAGAAAGUCAAUGGGAUAGGCCAGAUAAACCUGCUGGAAAUAAUCCAUCUGGAAAUAAUCCAUCUGGAAAUAAUAAAAGGGAUAGCCCAGAAGAAGUGCAGUGUUCUCACUUAUUAGUAAAACAUUCAGGUUCUCGUCGACCGUCUUCUUGGCGGGAAGAAAAGAUUACAAGAUCAAAGGAAGAAGCUCUUGAACUUAUCAAAUCUUACAGAGAGCAAAUUGUAUCUGGAAAAGCAACUUUUGCUGAACUUGCUUCAAAGUAUAGCGAUUGUAGUUCAGCUAAGCGAGGUGGAGACUUGGGACCAUUUAAUAGAGGUGCAAUGCAGAAGCCUUUUGAACAAGCAGCAUUUGCUCUUAAAGUUGGUGAAUUGUCUUCACCAGUUCACACAGAUAGUGGUAUCCAUAUCAUUCAGCGAACAGCAUAAAAGAUUAAUCCUCAAUAAAGUAUUGAAUUUAUUAAAAAAAUUCCUUCAAUUGUGCUGAUAUGUUCAUAAUAUUAGAAAAUUUUCAUAAUUGCAUUCAAAAUCAUGUAUAUUUAAUUAUGCAGAAAAAAGUUUUUUGUGCAUGGAUAAGAUGUAUGUAAAUAUCUUUUUUUUUUUUAAAUUCAAUAUCCAAUUAUAUAUUUAUGUCUUCCAGUUGAUGCUUAACUGAAGUAGUAUGUUGCACUUACAACUAUUUUACAAAUUUUUCAUUGUGUGCAUUUUCAUGUGAUGAAAGCAAAACAGAUAUAACAUAAAGUAAAAUAGACAGACUGUAUGCACACAAUUAACAAUAUUCUCUAUUCAUAUUUGCUAACCUUACAUUCCUUAAAUGUUAGAUAAGUUUCACAUGGUAUUAACAAUACUCUCUAGUUUUCUUUGAUUUGCUUAUUCGAAUAUUUAUUAAAAAGAUAACAAUAAGUACGAAAGAUGAAUUUUGUUACUUGUAUUGCAAUAAAAAAAGAAAUUGAGCAAUUGAUGCUUAAAUUAGUACAUCAAUUAAAAUGGAUUUAACAGUAAUAAAAUAAAUCAUAUAUACAUAUGUGUAACCAUGAAGUUUUUGCUCAAAAACUAAUGAUCAUUGAACAUAAUAAUUUAAACUUUAUUUAUGUUUAGCUGGAAUAAACUGUGUUGUAAACAUGCUGCUAGGAAAAGUACAAUUAUUUGAGAUUAUUACAGCUUAUAUUAAUAAUAUGACAUUACCUUGACUAUUCAUCAAUUUUAUUUUAAUAGAAAUAAAUGUUUGUUUCAAACAUAAAAAAAGAAACUUGUUCAGAAAUCAUUCAUGUUUUCAAUAUUCUUCAAUUUUUCUAAUCUAUGCUUAUGGUAAUCUAUGUUUCUGAAGACUGUGAAUAUUUAUGUGAAAACAUAUAUGUUAGAGUUGUAAUAAUUAUUUCUUAUCAUCCAGUUUGCAGUGUAUCUAACUUAAUAUGUAUAUACAAUAUGUAUGUAUGAAAUAAUUUCUCUUACAAAAAAAAAAUGUAUUACAAUUAAAUGUGAUAAUAAUUUGCAUCCAAAUGCAUUUGUCUACAUUAAAGAACUACAAUGUUUAAGCUACAAUUUUAAUUUUAAACGUUUCUGAGCUACGUUUUAGUUAAAAUCAUCGUUUACGAAUGAACUACUAUAUUUGUGACGAUCAUUUGUAAAAUAAUGAAUACUGUAACAGUUUCGAUGCAAACUAUUUAAUAAGAAAUUAUUUGUUAAUGUACGUGUUCUACACAUGA